AUGAAUUAACAAAUUGUAAGUAAUACAAUCUAAGAGAUUAAUCACUAUAACAGAGUUUUAGAGGGAAAUAAGAGAUAUGUGUAAAAAAAACUAUCAAUUGAUGAUUAAUACUUUAAAAAGUUAUCAUAAGGCUAGAGUCCAAAGUAUUUACUAAUAGGAUGUUCUGAUUCAAGAGCUCCUCCGAAUGAAUUAACAGAGACAGAUCCGGGAGAAAUCUUCAUCCAUAGAAAUAUAGCUAAUUUAGUAAUACCAACAGACUUAAAUGUAAUUACAUAUAUUAUCUUAAAAAGUUGAAUUGUGUAAUUUAAUAUGCUGUUGAACAUCUUAAUAUUCAUAGUAUAAUUGUAAUGGGUCACACUUGUUGUGGUGGAAUUAAGGCUGCAAUGAAAUAAGACUCUGUGGGAGGGUUGCUGGAUUUAUGGUUGAAUCAAAUUAAAAUAGUUUAUGAAAAGCACUAGGAUCUUAUUGAAUCAUUAGAUAAUGAAGAUGAGAAAGUGAAUUGUUUAAGUUCAUUGAAUAUUAGAGCUCAAGUAAUGAAUAUAUGGAAAAAUCCAAUCAUAUAAAAAUCUUGGCAAAAAGGAAAUCGUACUAUUAUUCAUUUAUAUUUUAGCUGUUAUGGUUCAUGGUUGGUUAUUUAGAGUUGAAACAGGAUAUAUUGAAGAACUUUUGAUAGAUUCUUAAACACCAGAAGAGAUGAGCAAAGUUUUUGCUUUAAAAUUUAAAUUGGAUUCUGAAAAAAUUCUGUAAUAGUAAACAACUUCAUAAGAGUCACCAAAAAAUAAUGCAAGAAAAAGAUUUUAAUUAAUGUAAAAGAAAAUAACUUAACAUCUCAAAUAAUUAAAAGAAAAUAAUCUAGGAAAUGAGUAAAUUGUCGAACUUGAACAAUUAAGGGAAUAAGUUGACAAUUAAUAAAAAAUAUGA
Messenger RNA from Paramecium sonneborni, 921 nucleotides. NCBI's taxonomy places the organism in Eukaryota, Ciliophora, Oligohymenophorea, Peniculida, Parameciidae. The record is from the annotation of a GenBank genome assembly.